This is a messenger RNA of Cynara cardunculus var. scolymus (artichoke), 1367 nucleotides long. Its product is annotated as secretory carrier-associated membrane protein 1-like. Gene Ontology annotation, biological process: protein transport. The transcript is spliced from 13 exons. Lineage: Eukaryota; Viridiplantae; Streptophyta; Magnoliopsida; Asterales; Asteraceae. Gene Ontology annotation, cellular component: trans-Golgi network membrane; recycling endosome membrane. The record is from RefSeq and is a predicted model, not a curated record. Bases 172 to 1095 code for a protein of 307 amino acids.
CCUUUUGCAAUUUCCAUUCUUGAUUCUACGCAACCCAACAGUCUGGCAGAUCCAUAAUUCGAUUUUGUAUACAGAUUCAGCUUCCCAUCUUCUUCAACUAGAAACCCUUUUUUCUUCUUCUCUAAAAUCCCAGAUCUGUCGCACAUUCCAUUUUCAACCCAUUUUUCUCUCAUGGCUAGUCGUUACGAUCCCAAUCCAUUCGAGGAAGAGGAACUUAAUCCAUUUGCGAAUCAAGGCACUCAAGGGAAUGGGUUUGCUCAAUCAAAUUAUGGUGGAGGUGCAUUUUAUAUGCCAACUCCUGGAAGUGUUCCUCCUGCAACUUCAAGUCUGUCACCACUUCCCCCAGAACCUGCUGGCUAUGGUCGUGGUGCGACCGUUGAUAUCCCUCUUGACAGUGCUCAGGAUUUUAGAACCAAGCAGAAGGAACUCCAAGCCAAAGAGGCUGAACUGAAAAGGAGAGAACAGGAGGUAAAGAGGAAGGAGGAUGCUAUCACACGAUCUGGAAUUGUUCUCGAGGAAAAAAAUUGGCCACCAUUUUUCCCUAUUAUUCAUCACGACAUCACAAACGAAAUCCCUAUCCAUCUACAGAAAGUACAAUAUGUUGCUUUCACAACUUUUUUAGGUAUUGUACUGUGCCUUACAUGGAAUCUUGUAGCAGUGACUAUCGCCUGGAUAAAAGGGGAAGGUCCAACAAUUUGGUUUCUUGCUGUCAUCUAUCUGAUAUCAGGAGUCCCCGGGGCUUAUGUAUUGUGGUAUCGUCCUUUAUACCGUGCUACAAGAACUGAUAGCGCUAUAAAGUUCGGAUGGUUUUUUUUGUCUUACAUGUUUCAUAUCGCAUUUUGUGUAUUUGCUGCGGUUGCUCCUCCUAUCAUCUUUAAAGGAAAAUCUCUCACCGGAAUUUUGCCGGCUCUUGAUGUGGUUACUUCUAAUGCUUUCGUUGGGAUCUUUUACUUCAUUGGAUUUGCAUUCUUUGCUAUUGAAUCAGUGAUGAGCAUUUGGGUCAUUCAGCAAGUUUACAUGUAUUUCCGGGGCAGCGGGAAAGCAGCAGAGAUGAAGCGCGAGGCUGCAAAGUCGACUAUGAUGGCAGCAUUCUGAAACGGAUAACGUAGACUGAAAACGACACUUCUUAUAGAGGAUUUUAAACCGGCAAACGAAGUUUAUUCAUUAUGCAUCAAGCAUAACUAGCUCCUAGUUUUUUCUUCAUACUAUUUUUUGCAGAAAACUGUCCAACAAUUGGGACAAUGAAUGCUUAUGUGAUCACCAAACUAAAGAGACCCGAUUUAUAUCCCAUUCAAAUGUACGAUUUGGAAGGGUAAAAUGUAUGCAGACCUUACCUACGUAAAAUGCACCCCCCUACCUUCUUCUCU